Messenger RNA from Dovyalis caffra, 270 nucleotides. NCBI's taxonomy places the organism in Eukaryota, Viridiplantae, Streptophyta, Magnoliopsida, Malpighiales, Salicaceae. The record is from the annotation of a GenBank genome assembly.
AUGAAGAGAUAUGAGCCCAUGAGGGCAACAUUUUUAUGGAAGGACAAAACUCUUAUUUUCAAGACACUAUUUACAGAGAGGCAGAAAGUCUUGCCGUCUAAUAUGGGACAGGACGCGAAUGGUCUAAUCUUCCUUUUUUUCUCCACACGUCUUGUUCAAAAGUUUUCUCUAGAAAAUUUACAAGGAGGAAAGGAGUCGUUUGGCCACUCGAUGAAAGGAAGAAUAGCAGCUGCCAAAGCAAAGCAAAAGACCAUCAUAAGUCGUAGUUAG